GCGGACGUCCGUCUUUCUGGGGGCAGGCAGCCUUGUCUUUCUCCCCAGCUGCAGCUGGGAGGUUUGAACUGCUGCCCUUGCGGUCAGCAGCCGACUUGUAAUACACCCAGAGCUCUUCUAGCCCAGCGCCAUCUGAUCUUAGCUCAGUUCCCUGUGGAAAGAGCCUAUUUCUGGGGUACGGCUGUGGACAGACCUUUUGGCGGAUGAUCCACUGCACAGCAAGUCUGGGGAUGGCUCGGCUGCAUGGCCCCCGCUUGGGGGGGGGGGUCUCCCUUGAGCUGUAAGCGCCCGCUGCUGCUGCCCCUGCACUGCACACUCGAGCCCCAGCGGGCGCGCUCACUCAGGUACCCCUCCCCCUGCAGGAUCAUCAGUGCCUUUGUCCGCACCUUCAAGUACUUCUAUGGCCUGCGCUUCGAGGUCCGGGGCCUGGAAAAGCUGGAGCUGGACCAGCCCUGUGUGAUCAUCUCCAACCACCAGAGCAUCCUGGACAUGAUGGGCCUCAUGGAGGUGCUCCCCAGGCGCUGUGUGCAGAUCGCCAAGCGGGAGCUGCUUUUCCUGGGCCCCGUGGGCCUGAUCAUGUACCUGGGGGGCGUCAUCUUCAUCAACCGGCAGCGCUCCAGCACUGCCAUGUCCGUGAUGGCAGAAGUGGGCCAGCGCAUGGUCCAGGAGAAUCUCAAAGUGUGGAUCUACCCCGAGGGCACACGCAACACCAACGGGGACCUGCUGCCCUUCAAGAAAGGUGCCUUCUACCUGGCUGUCCAGGCCCAGGUGCCCAUCAUUCCCGUGGUGUACUCCGCCUUCUCCUCCUUCUACAGCUCCGAGACCAAGCUCUUCACCUCAGGAACCAUCAAGGUGGAAGUGCUGGACGCCGUGCCCACCACCGGCCUCACCGUGGCCGACAUCCCCCAGCUCAUGGAAACCUGCCACCAGGACAUGAGGGCCGUCUUCUUCCGCGUGUCCAAGAUGGCCCAGAAUGGGGGCAGUGGUGGCCUGAGAGCCCAGUAGCCAAGGCUGCAGGCCGGCAGGGCAGUGGGGGGCUGGCCAGAAGAUGGCAGGGGACACCCCUCGCCCCCAGACCACCAAAUAGCACUGUGUCUGCUUCCUAGCUCCAGAUGUCAUUCCAGCCUUGGGAACACAUGGCCCCUCUGUCACUGGCCAGGGGUCAAAAGGGAGUCUGGCCUGAGCCCACCCCCAAGCUGAGGGUAGGGACCCGCCCGGCCUCCAGGGUCCAGGCUAUGUCCACAUCAGAGGGCUGAAAGGCCGGGAGCCUUGGGACCAGCUGGUUUGAGUCAUCCCUGUCCCCGCUGCUGCAUCAGGCCCUGGGGAGAGGAGGGGCUGCACUGGGGGGAGCAGGGGCCAGCGUGUCCACCAGCCCCAGGUCUGCAGACUGCAGGUGGUGCAGUCUCUUGUUUUUUAUAAACCACUCUUAGAGACAAA
This is a messenger RNA of Echinops telfairi (small Madagascar hedgehog), 1437 nucleotides long. RefSeq names its product 1-acylglycerol-3-phosphate O-acyltransferase 2 (gene AGPAT2). Gene Ontology annotation, molecular function: 1-acylglycerol-3-phosphate O-acyltransferase activity. The record is from RefSeq and is a predicted model, not a curated record. Gene Ontology annotation, cellular component: membrane; endoplasmic reticulum. Gene Ontology annotation, biological process: phosphatidic acid biosynthetic process. NCBI's taxonomy places the organism in Eukaryota, Metazoa, Chordata, Mammalia, Afrosoricida, Tenrecidae. The coding region runs from base 244 to 1005 and encodes 253 amino acids. The transcript has 5 exons.